AAAACUGGAACAAGGGGUACACCAGGAUCCAGAGGAACCAAUGGCCCACUCGGCCCAGUUGGACCAAAGGGCUUCCCAGGGCUUCAAGGCCUUAAAGGAAGAAUGGGCCAUCCAGGAGAGAGGGGAGAGAAUGGCAUCAGAGGUUUCACAGGACGAGAAGGGACACCAGGGAGGAAAGGGAAAGAAGGCCAUCCUGGCCUCAAAGGUCGAAGUGGACCUAAAGGCAUGCAAGGUGAUAUAGGCCCAAGUGGCCCUCCUGGACCCAGGGGGUUUCCUGGUCUUCCAGGGCUGUUUGGGAUAAAGGGAAUCAAAGGUUUUCAAGGAAUGCCCGGAGCCAAAGGAGUGGCAGGUCCCCAAGGACCUCCAGGGAAACCAGGGUCCCCUGGGAGCGGAACACUGCAGCGCAUUCCAGGCCUCUACGAUAGAAGAGGAUCACAAAAUACAAUGUCCAGGAGGACUCAGCAGGACCAAGGGGAGCAGGGGGAGUUCAGCUGGCCCCUGGGCACUCAAGAGAACCCUGCAACUACAUGCAAAGAGUUGGGCCUCGUGCAUCCCCACCUGGAGGAUGGAUUUUUCUACAUGGAUCCCAAUCAGGGCUGCCUCUUUGAUGCCCUCCAUGUGUUUUGUAAUUUCACUGCUGGGGGACUGACCUGUCUUCAUCCAAACAAAUCUCAGAUCUCAGGAAAAUGGUCAUCAGACACACAGAAAUCCAAAACCUCUGUCCACUGGUUCAGUCAGCUCAAUGAUGGCUCUAAGUUUAAGUACACAGGUCUGGAUGUGGUCCAGUUGCGGUUUCUACGAUUGCACAGCAACUCAGCAGUACAACAAGUAACAAUAGAAUGCAACAGUACUCACAACAGAAGAACCAAUCAGAGACGUGCAAGUCAACGGGUUCUGCAUCUCCUUGGAGACUCCUUGAGAGAGAUCAGUGGAGCUCACACCAAAGUGUCAAGAAAUGGUUGUGAGGUGGUGGUGCAGGUGAGGGUAGAGGGCAACAGUGAACUGCACCGGGGCGAUAUGGAGCUCCUGCCCCUGAGGGAUCUGGGGAUGGAGAACAGGGGUGACCACUGGGAGAGGGACAUCAGUGCCAUCCUGGGCCCACUGUGCUUUUUAUAGCAAAUGACUUCAGUGGCUGCCCUGAGGGACAUUGGCUCUCAUCAAUACCUAAGCUGCUCUUACACACAGAGGGGCCGCUUGGGUGAAUUCUCAACAAAAAAAAAGACACCAUUACAAAAGACUUGAACUUUGUAUUUGUUUUUAUAUUGUCAUUAUGAAAGUAUAGGGAUAAGUAAACCAGUUAUUGGGUUUUGUAGUGUUUACAGAGAAAAAUCAAAAGAUGCAUCACAAUGAUGUUUGUCAGCAUGUUUGUGCCAGGGUUGCUAACUAAAACGGUUGUAUGUAUUUAUGCUAUAUGAUUGUAAUGUUACUUUAUUAAUUUAUACAAAUAUUAAUUACAUGUUGAAAUGUAUAAUCUAUGAUUUUGCUAAAUAUUAAUUGAUCAAUUGCUGGCAGAAUAGAAUAUAAAAAUAUGGACUAAAUAAUCCUAUACUGCAAAUGUUCACAUUGGUUUCAGCUUUUGUUUGGUUGCAUGCAUUUGU
Molecule: messenger RNA, 1598 nt
Organism: Sardina pilchardus (European sardine)
Lineage: Eukaryota; Metazoa; Chordata; Actinopteri; Clupeiformes; Clupeidae
Product: collagen alpha-1(XI) chain-like
Exons: 14
Coding region: 103-1116 (337 amino acids)
Biological process (GO): extracellular matrix organization
Cellular component (GO): collagen type IX trimer
Molecular function (GO): extracellular matrix structural constituent conferring tensile strength
Source: RefSeq, a predicted model, not a curated record